AUGAUAACUCCAUGCAGGCCAGAAGAGUUUGCCGCGCGUGGAGUCAUCCGCGAGACAAGAGGACACACUCAAGAAGUUCGGCAACAUGAUAUAAUACACUUAUUCAUUAUUGGAAAACCAACAGAAAAUGAAGACUUCGUAACUGCCAAACUUUUUAAUGAAAGCCAAUCACAUCGCGAUAUCAUUCUCAUUGACGUUGUAGACUCUUACAAGAACCUUACUUUGAAGUCCAUUAUGAUCCUCCGAUGGAUCACAGAUUACUGUUCCAACACGAAAUAUCUGUUGAAAGUUGACAGUGAUAUCUUGGUGAACUUGAACAACUUGAUCUCUUUUUUGGAAUCUGCGCCAAGAAGUAGCUACGUGACUGGAAAUGUAAACGAGUUUCCUGUAGCAUUUCGAAAACGCACGGUGAAGAAUCCCGUGACAAAGGAAGAAUGGCCACUGGCGAAUUACCCACCUCGGCCCUCGGGCACGUCUUACAUUAUAUCAGGCGAUGUUGUAGCAAGACUAUAUCGAGCAUCUCUCCGCACUAGAUUGUUAAACAUCGAGGAUGUCUACAUCGGUAUUCUUCUCACUGUUAUUGGCGUGAGGCCACAAAAGCAAGAAGGUUUUAUGGUCCGUGCCAAAACCACGUGCUUGCCCAAAUGUUGUCAAAACAAUGCCAUAACAUACAACUUUGAUGGUAGUGAAAAUUUGAUUGAACACAACAAAGAGGUGAAGCUGUUGAACCUGACUGGCCAUUGCAUGUAG
Saccoglossus kowalevskii is the source of this 750-nucleotide messenger RNA. Its product is annotated as beta-1,3-galactosyltransferase 1-like. Gene Ontology annotation, molecular function: hexosyltransferase activity. Lineage: Eukaryota; Metazoa; Hemichordata; Enteropneusta; Harrimaniidae. Gene Ontology annotation, biological process: protein O-linked glycosylation. The record is from RefSeq and is a predicted model, not a curated record. Gene Ontology annotation, cellular component: Golgi membrane.